Ceraceosorus guamensis is the source of this 2498-nucleotide messenger RNA. RefSeq lists its product as hypothetical. Gene Ontology annotation, biological process: mitotic sister chromatid cohesion; replication-born double-strand break repair via sister chromatid exchange; synaptonemal complex assembly. The transcript is spliced from 4 exons. Gene Ontology annotation, molecular function: protein binding; chromatin binding. Gene Ontology annotation, cellular component: cohesin complex; synaptonemal complex. The coding region runs from base 320 to 2329 and encodes 669 amino acids. The record is from RefSeq and is a predicted model, not a curated record. NCBI's taxonomy places the organism in Eukaryota, Fungi, Basidiomycota, Exobasidiomycetes, Ceraceosorales, Ceraceosoraceae.
AUCCACCCACAGACGGAGCUUGAUCCGCACUUCUGAACUCCAUCCACGACCACCACGCUUCCAUCCGCCCAUCAACAUCCGUCAAAGCUUCGUAUUUAUUGCAGCAAAGCGGUUCCUCUGCCGUGAAAGUCAGCUAUUUGGCGCGGAGAGCGAUCGUUUGGACCUGGAUUCUCACCGCUGGCGCCCAAUUCGGAAUCCAUCCACUCACAGGCGGGAACGACAAUUCAAUCCUUGUUCGCCUGGUGCACCCCCAUUCGUUCUCCCGGAUCUUGGCAUGGUCAUCACUCCUACUUUCUGAAGCAUACUACGUCUCGUCAAGAUGUUCUACUCAGAUGUCAUCCUCUCGAAGCGCGGCCCGCUGGGCAACAUCUGGCUGGCCGCGCAUAUGGAGAGAAGGUUGACCAAGGCUGUCCUGCUCAAGACGAGCGUUGGCAAGAGCGUUGAGGCCAUCAUGGGCCAGUCCGGCGCACCCAUGGCCCUCCGUCUGACUGGUCAGCUACUGCUCGGUGUCGUCCGCAUCUACUCUCGCAAAACCAAAUAUCUACUGGACGAUUGCAACGACGCGCUGCUCAAAAUCAAGGUUGCCUUCCGAUCAGGUGCCGUUGAUAUGACAACAGACAACCUCAACGCGUCUCGCAACGCCAUAACUCUUCAGCCGACCAUGACCGAAUUCGACAUGUACGCGCCGGAUGUCGGUCUGGAAGAUUGGGAUCUUGAAACUGGUCGAGGUGGCACUCCCAGACCACACGGCAGCAAGCGUCCCGGCAGUGGUGCUCAGAGCGGCUCCACUCACUUGGCACGUGCUCAAGACAUUACACUGCCGCGUCUUUUGGACGAGAGCUACGAAGACGAUGCUGCGUGGGACAUGACUCAGACUGGUAUUGCCUCGGCAGAUUUCGAAGACGGAGGCUUAGACCUUGGACUCGAGCUGGACGACGAUGAAGCGGAGAGGAGAGGCUUUGGAGAGGGUCCCGGUGCGGCUGAUGAUAGUCUCAGCGUGGGCAUCGGUCGAGACGCCGCUGGCAGCGAGGUGGGCGCACGCAGUGUCGGCAGCUUGCUCGGCUUGGGUGCAGAGGGCGACGAGACACUUGGAGUGGGCAGGGACAGCCUGGGACCCCUGCCAGAUUACGAUGAUGGCGGCUUUGAUUUCCUCGACGGCGGUGACUCUUUGGCACGGGGCUCCGAAGCGCCCGCGAUCACAGACGACACGGUAGACAUGACUCCACGCACGGCUGCCAAGAUUCGCGAGGCAGCUGAGCGCAGACUGGCGGAAGAGGCCAAGUUGGCUGGCAAAGGCGCAGGCAAGAGACAGAUUGUCGAUGCGCGCAUCGAGCUGGCCGAGGCUGCGCCUGGAAGUCAAAGUCUUGCUCACCUCAACACCGCUGCGCUAGGCCCCGAGUCGUACCUGCCCAAAUCUCGCGUCUAUCUGCAGUUGCUCGCGAUGCAAGCCGACCCCUCCAAGCUGUUCCCUUUCAGCUCGCUCUCCGACAAGCUCGGCAGCGCCUCCCUGUUCGCUGGGCCCCAAGGCCUGGCACCGCAGCUUACGAGCCUCUUCACCUUCGACACGAAUGCGCUGAGGAGGAGACGACAGGCGGAGAGCGCAGCUUUGGGAGAGCCCGGCGCAAAGAGGAUGCGAACGGAGGAGCUUAGCGAAAUCGGACGGCGAGAAGCUUCCAACUUUGACCAGCAGAGCGGGUUUCUGGACCUAGGCGGCGAUGACACGUACGGACAGGAGGGAUUGGACCUGAUGAUGGAUGAUGCGGGCAUGCCGGACGUGCUGCCCGAAGCGGGAGGCGAGUUUGCUGAGGAAGCGGGCUUGAGACGGUCCAUGAGGAAGAGCAAAGCUGAGGCGGGCGCGACGGAGGAGACCAUCACGGGAAGAUUGGCGCCUCUUUCUAGACUCGCUACGCCCGAAGGCGACGAGGGACUGGAAGAGGAUGAAGGGGUGAUUGGAUACUCUCCCAGUUCCAGCAACCCGCUAGCAGCAUUCGAUGCGAGACCGGCGGAUGCGGAGAAGCAAGCUGCGGUGCAGAGCGGAUUGACGAACAAUACGAUUAGGGCAUUGCGGGUGAUGAGGAGCGAGUUGGGAGAGCGCAGAGAGGCGGAAGCGAAGGGCAAAGAGAUUAGCUUCGAUAGCGUCUCGCAAGGAGCUUCGAGGAGAGCGGCGGCGGGAUUCUUCUUCGAGCUGCUCGUGCUCGCUACGAAGGAUGCGGUUGCGCUGGAUCAACCUGAACCGUAUGGAGAUAUCAGUGUGGCACCAAAGGAUGGGCUGUGGGACCUGCCUGCGGGACCGGCUACUAGACGAUCCGUCGUUGCACCUGCCAUGUAGGCUUUUGAUGCGCCAUUGGCGCCUCGUGAUUCUGCAACGCAUAGCCCCAGAUCUACAAAACAUCGAUAUAUUGCUACUACUACCGGUACUAUUCCCCCCCCUCUGCUCUUUGUAUCGCUCUGUACAUCUGUCUACAUCUUACGUUGAAUAGCGAUCUCGUGCAUGGCUU